AGCAGCAGGAGCAGCAGCACUGUGGUCGUCUGUUUGUAUGUAACAUGGCGGCAAUCUGGUGACUCAGCCUCACGUCUUGUCGCUGGCAACGUGUAACUCUUAUAGGCCUGCAUUUGCUGGCUUUUUCACGCACACAUUUCACUGAGAAAAGUCACUAAUUGUGGAUACAAUGGAUACAAAUGCAAUUAGCUAUAAAAUCGAGCCUGUAAUGAGAGAAGCUCGAGACAAAGGACAGAUAAGCAGAAUUAAAAAGCUGAAGAGAAGAAUAUCUGCAAGUUUUGGACGCUUGACUAUUAGUAAAGAAGAAACUAUUCAUGAAAGUGAUCAUGAGAGUGACAGUUGUCCCAGUUCAAUUGGUUGUAGCUCCUCCACUCACCACUUGUCUUCAUCUUCCCAGAACGUGCCAUUACUCAAUGGGGAUCAUUCCAAAAAUGACAUUUGCUCUGUGCGAAAAGAAGCAACCUUGCCUCGAUUAUCAGCCUAUCCUGUUGUCCCAAGAACCACAGUAAAAAAGUGGACCCCUGUCAAAAGACAUCAUUCUGCAGGUGACAUGUUGGUCACUGAAAUAGAGCCAGGUAAUGACCUGGAUAAAGUAGAACGUCCAAAGUCAGAAGGACAUGCUUACACCAGGCAAUUUUCACCAAAGAGAACAUCUAGUUAUGGGGGCCAAUCUCCUUUUGGAAAAGCAAUCUCAUAUAAAAAACAAGAAAGAUUAGGUGAAGGUUCAUAUGCAACAGUUUAUAAAGGAGUCAGCUGUUUAACAAAUCAAGUGGUAGCUCUUAAAGAAAUCCGGUUGCAACAAGAAGAAGGAACUCCUUUUACAGCCAUUCGAGAAGCUUCAUUAUUAAAGGUCCUUAAACAUGCAAACAUUGUCACAUUGCAUGAUAUAAUCCGUACAGAUGAAACAUUAACAUUUGUUUUUGAAUAUGUUCAUACAGAUUUGAGUCAGUAUUUAGAAAAACACACCGGUGGAUUAAAUGCAUUUAAUGUUAAGUUAUUUGCAUUCCAGUUGUUAAGAGGAUUGGCAUAUUGUCACAAGAGGCAGAUUUUACACAGAGACUUAAAGCCUCAGAAUCUCUUGAUUAGUGAUGAAGGGGAACUUAAACUUGCAGAUUUUGGUUUAGCCCGAGCCAAGUCUGUUCCUAGUCGAACAUAUUCCCAUGAGGUUGUCACUCUUUGGUAUCGGCCGCCAGAUGUACUGCUUGGAUCAACAGAAUAUUCCACAUCCUUGGACAUGUGGGGAGUUGGUUGUAUAUUUACAGAGAUGAUAUCUGGUGUUGCCACGUUUCCUGGGAUGAAAGAUACAUACGACCAAUUGGAUAAGAUCUUUAGAAUCUUAGGUACCCCAACCGAAGAAUCCUGGGAAUCAGUAACGAGUUUACCUAAUUAUGAUAUAACUAAAUUCAAUUUGUAUAGCCCCCAGCCACUUAUUCCUUGUAUCUCUAAACUUGGUUGUAUACCAAAUGCAGCUGAAUUGUCAACAAGCCUUCUACAAAUGGAACCUUCCAAACGAAUAUGCGCCUCCGACGCAAUGAAACACGAAUACUUUUGGGAUCUCCCACCAAAGAUUCACCAAUUACCAGAUGUGGCUUCCAUAUUUGACAUUCCUGGUUUGAAACUUCUGCCUGAAAUGAAUGAACCAGUCAAUGCUGCUCAAAAAAAGCCCACUUGUCGCAGUGGCAUACGAACCACGUUAAAGGCAUGAGAAUGGGAUUGGUUCAUAGAGACUAUAGAUAUGAAAGUUUCUACUCAAGAUGGCAACUCAUUUGGAUUGUUCAACAUUAGAGACCACUAGCAGUAGUGAUGGUCACUAAUGAUCCUCUCAACAGAUUUCAUUUGUUCCUUUGGUCUCAUUAUUCCACAUUAAUCAUCCAUAAUGAUCAAUCUAAGUUUCAAGCUGUAGCCAAGCUAGACCAAGAUCAUCUGCUGCAUAUUCCUGUUAAAUAUGCUCCACAAUAUUUGCUGUCCAUUCUUAACAGAUCUCUAUUGAAAUGGUCAAUUAGAAAGAAAAUGUUAAUUUGUGUUGUUGAAAGACUAAACAAGCUGGCGUACACCAAAGAGGAAUACCAUCUUGAACUAAAAAAAAUAACAACCAAAACAAACUUGAUUUAUAUCUGAAACUAGUCCAUUGCUUAGAGCCUCAAUUUUGUGCCUGCAAAUCUCCCCCACAUCCAACAUUACUACUAUAAUAGUGAUUGAAAGAACUUUCCAAGACACAGACAAGACUUUUUUUCCUAUUGCAAUAUAUUUAAAACUGGCUCAACAUAUGGAGAGAGAGAGAGAGAGAAGAAAAAAAACUAUGCCUGCAAUGGGCCUGUAUUUCAUAAAGUCCAGAAAAAUGGUGAAAAAGGAAAUUUUAUUUUCGAUACUGAACUCCAAAGUAUAAAACUAAACCCUUAAUCAUGUGAAGCAGUGAGUGGCGUUGGAACUAAAUUCUUCGUGUAACCUUCCACUCCUCCAGGUAUUUUCUUUAAAACGUCUACUUCCCCCAUAUUAUGACAAUCCAAUUGCUAAUUCCUCUAAAUUGAUUAUUACUGGCUGAUUGUUAAAGAAAGCCAGUGCUGUUUGUGCCCUUCUCUGUCUGAACCCAUUAGAUUCUGUUAUAUUAAACGAUUAUAGUUAUGACUGCUAAUUCAUGAAUGCUUUUUUUUUUUAAAAAGAAAAGAAAAAAAAAAUCCUACUCCCUAUUUAGCAGUUAAUAAAAGCCAUUUGGCUGUGUUAUUUUCCAAGUUUUGGAUAGAUGAAUGAGUAAAUUACACUUUGUGACAUUUUAUAAACUUUGAUAAAUUAGUUUGUUACACGAAGGUUUACAAAGAAACAAAACUUAUCAAGUAGAACUGGUUCAUCUGCUCUAUAAAUAAAUACUCAAAAGUGAUUUUUUUUUAACGAAAAAGAAUAUUUGUUUAAAAAAUAUUGAAAAGCUGUGAAAGAGAUAAUUCUUUACAUUUAUACAAAAUAAAACAUGUCCUUGCACGCAAUACACGGUGCUGACAUGAUGAAGUUAUGAAGAUUUUAUUACAAUCUUUUCUUAUAAAUCGAAUCUGUGAGAAAAAUAUUUUUUCAGAACAAUGAAUGACCAAACUUGCUAUCUUAAAGGGACCACCAAUUUCCAUUCUAUGAAAGCUUGAGUGCUGAAGUCAUAAGGGAUUUCUGUGAUCAAACAUCAGUGCUAGAAGAAACAAACAGCACUAAGUAAUGAAUCUUCUUUAACCAGCUGAUAACUUACUGGUUUUGGGGGCCUAAAACUAAUUCCUGAAAAUCUUGUCAAACAUCAAGAAACCACACACAAUUAGUAAAUGUGUGUCUUGUGUUAGGCUGUUUAGUUGCAGAAAGAAAAAUUUAUAUUCCAAACUAGAAUGAUACAAUGGGUCUAAUUAUUUUGAAAUAUUUAGACUAGACAAGGAAAGCAAUAAUAAUUUACUUUUACUGAAAAUGUUAAAGAAAAACUAAAAGAUCUAAUGAAAAAUUUCUCACACUGCCGUAAAAAUUCAUGUUUUCUCAAGUUUUGCUUUCAAAUUAAUCUUGUUCCUUGAUAAUUUUAAUCUGGUUGGCAGUUGAUGCUUAUAGCAAUUUAGAGCUACUAAUCCUAAUCCUUUAGAAUUUCCUCUGUCUGACCCCCUACCUUUAUUAAAAACCUAAAUCAUUUCCAGUAGAAAUACCCUUUCCCAAAACAUACCAAAUCCUGAUUCCUUUUUCUUUAUUCACAAAGCUUUAAAAGAUGGCACCAGCCCAUCCUUAUGCCUCAGUACUCACCAUAAUCCCAGAGUGAGUGAGACCCCUAUAUACUUUUCUGAUAAUAGCUCGUUUGGAAACUAAUAUUAUGAUAAUCAAAAGGUUUGCUCAAAUUGUUUAAGCAUAGUUAUGCUGAUUGCUUUAGCAUGAUAUUUAUGGAAAAAAAUAUAAAACUAACAAAAAAACAAACAAACAAAACAUAGAAAGUAUUCAAUGGAUCAUCUCCCAAAUCUCAUAGCUAUAAAUUACCCCCGCCCCACUUUUUUUUUUUUUUAUGAACAUCACAUCAUUCUGCCAUUGAUAUUUUUCUUUUUUGCAGAGAUCUGUUCAUCAUGAAGAUAUUUCUAAAUUUAUUUUAUUUGGUCCACUUACGUGAAGUCUGUGGCAUUGCUUCACUCCAUAAAUAUAUAAAAUUUCCUAUCAUCAUUCGGUUUCCAAUUCAUCAUACUCACAAAAUGUGCAUCGUUAUGCACGCUGACUGUUAACAAAAUAAUGCAAAUUGUACAUUCCUGCAUUUUUUUUUAUUCUGUAAGAACUUGGAAUAAAUACUUUCUGUAAAGAUUGUUUAAAAAAAAAA
Molecule: messenger RNA, 4309 nt
Organism: Octopus sinensis (East Asian common octopus)
Lineage: Eukaryota; Metazoa; Mollusca; Cephalopoda; Octopoda; Octopodidae
Product: cyclin-dependent kinase 14
Exons: 18
Coding region: 170-1705 (511 amino acids)
Biological process (GO): protein phosphorylation
Cellular component (GO): cytoplasm; cytosol; nucleus
Molecular function (GO): cyclin-dependent protein serine/threonine kinase activity; cyclin binding; ATP binding
Source: RefSeq, a predicted model, not a curated record